Molecule: messenger RNA, 1008 nt
Organism: Fragaria vesca subsp. vesca
Lineage: Eukaryota; Viridiplantae; Streptophyta; Magnoliopsida; Rosales; Rosaceae
Product: splicing factor 3B subunit 4-like
Exons: 1
Coding region: 1-1008 (335 amino acids)
Source: RefSeq, a predicted model, not a curated record
AUGACGACUAGAAUUGCUCCCGGAGUCGGAGCCAACUUGCUCGGCCAACACUCCGUCGAGAGAAACCUAGACGCCACCGUUCACGUCGGCAAUCUCGACCCUCGGGUUGAUGAAAAAUUGCUGUGGGAACUGUUUGUUCAAGCUGGCCCUGUUGUUAAUGUGUAUCUUCCCAAAGAUAGAGUGACCAACCUGCAUCAAGGGUAUGGAUUCGUGGAAUUCCGAAGCGAAGAGGAUGCUGAAUACACAAUCAAAGCGCUUAAUAUGAUCAAGCUUUUCGGAAAGCCAAUUCGUGUAAACAAGAACUCCCAAGAUAAAAGGAGCUUGGAUGUAGGCGCAAACCUCUUCGUCGGAAACGUUGAUCCUGAUGUGGAUGAGAAACUUCUCUACGAUACGUUCAGUGCUUUUGGAGUCAUAGUUACAAGCCCUAAGAUAAUGAGAGACCCUGAAACUGGAAACUCCCGUGGUUUCGGCUUCGUUAGCUUUGAUUCCUUUGAGGCAUCUGAUGCAGCUAUUGAGGCUAUGUCUGGCCAGUAUCUAUGCAAUCGUCAGAUAACAGUGUCGUAUGCGUAUAAGAAAGACACUAAAGUGCGUCAUGGUACUCCGGCAGAGAGAGUCUUGGCUGCUAGCAAUCAAACCUCAAAGAGGCGCCGACCUCACACAAUGUUUGCUAGUGCGCCUCCAACAGUUCCCAAUGGUUCUCAGGCCAACGGUGGCAUGGCUGCUCCAGUUCCUCCACGUUCCUUUGCAAACGGUGGUGUUGGUGUGGCUUUCCCGCCGCAAGGUAUGGGUUUCCCGCCAAUGCAGGUUCCUGUACAGCCAACUUGGCAAGGUCAACAGCCUCAACAACCAAUGAUGCCUCCACUGCCAAUGCAGCAGUUCAGUCAUGUUGCUCCGAAUAUGCCUCCACCGCCAAUGCAGCAGUUCAGACCUGCUCCCUGGCAUGUGCCGCCACUGCCUCCGCAGGCCGCUCCAACUCCUCCACGGUCUCUUGCACCUCCUAUGGCCUAA